Molecule: messenger RNA, 864 nt
Organism: Aquila chrysaetos chrysaetos
Lineage: Eukaryota; Metazoa; Chordata; Aves; Accipitriformes; Accipitridae
Product: cuticle collagen 2-like
Exons: 3
Coding region: 1-864 (287 amino acids)
Source: RefSeq, a predicted model, not a curated record
AUGGGGUAUCGUCCAUUUGCAGUGGGUGCUUCAGCUCUUAUCAUCGGUGUUUCCAGUACUUCCCGGGUAUAUGCUAAUGAAAACGCUCCUGCUAUAUUUGCAGUGAUUUUUUCCAAACCGGCUGAACCGUUGCGAAUUGCCACAAUGCUGAGCGUGCCUAUUAAUCGCACGCAGGUCUUUACAUUUAAAAAACCAGUCUGUCUGUUGGCGUGGAUCACUUUAAUUAGCGGGCGUACGGCGUGGCCUACGCCCGCCCAGCUGGAAGGCACCCGGGAGUCGGGGCAGGGGCGGGAAGCGGCCGGCGGUGCCCUCCGGGGAGGGGGAACGCGGAGGCGGCAGCUCUCGGGCAGGCAGACGGCGGGGACGUCGGGCUGCCCUGCCCUGCCCGUCCCGUCCCGUCCCGCUGGGCAGCGCCUUGUCCCCGCGGCGGGCCGCCUCGCCCCUCUUCGCCCCGCGCAGGUGCCGCUGGCCCGGCCCGGCCCGGCCCGGCCCGGCGGCAGAGGGCUCCCUCGGUCGCGGUGGGCUCCCGGCCCCGCUCCGCCCCGGGGCUGCGGAGGAAGCGUCGGCGGGCGCCUGCCCCCUCGCUCCGCUCGCCGCGGUGGGCCGGCCGCUGCCGGCGGGUCCCGGAGGGACGGGGCGGCCGAGCCCGGGGCGAGGGGCGGCGGCAACCCCGAGCGGGUCCGAGAGAAACGCAGCGGCCCGUCCUGCCGCCUUCGGGCCCGAGGUGCCGAGGGCUCGGGCGGCUGCCGCCACGGAGGCGCCGGACGGGUGAGGGAGCCGAGCCCCCCGGAGCGGCCGGCGGGAGCGGAGAGGAGCGGAGCCCGGAGGUGCGGCGGGGGGCUGGUGGCGGUGGCAGCGGUUUAA